AGCUUCUCAUUGUAAAAUAAAAUAAAGGGUGAAAGAAUUUAAUAUGUAGAAGAACUUGACUCACAGAACUCAUGAAGAUUAAAAUGAAUAUCAUCAUUGAAUGGUUCGUCUAGUUCAUAAAUCUUGUGAAGCUCAAAAACUAAACCAGCAAAGUUUUAACAUCUUGUAUCAGAUUGAGUGUGUAACAAGUUUUCAAGACAUAUGACAGGACACUUGCUACGUAUAGUGUUUCUACUUUCUUUCGCUCUUCCUUUUAUUGUUCAUGCCCAGAACAACCAAUCAGGAUUCAUUAGUAUUGACUGUGGACUAGUGGAUGAACCAAAUUACACAGAUGAAAUUACUUCCAUCUAUUAUACUUCGGAUGUUAACUUCACAGAUACUGGUGUAAGUAACAACAUAUCAUCUAAACACAAGGCUUCCCUUAAAAGACAGUUUUGGAAUGUUCGAAACUUCCCAGAAGGAACCAGGAACUGCUACACCCUUUUUGUUUCACAAGGCAGUAGCAAGAAAUAUUUACUCCGGGCCAGUUUUGUGUAUGGUAAUUAUGAUGGUAAAGACUCUCUUCCUGAAUUUGAUAUCUAUCUUGGAACCAAAUGGUGGGAAUCUGUAGUGUUUGAGGAUUCAUCCGGUGUAAUAACCAAGGAAAUCAUUUAUGCUGCAUCCUCAGAUUAUGUUCAUGUUUGUAUGUUUAAUACUGGCAAGGGUACACCUUUUAUUUCAGUUUUAGAGCUUAGAGUUCUUAACAGUGAUGCCUAUCUUUUUAACUCUUUGGAGCUUUUGGCGAGGUUUGAUGUAGGCACAAAGGGUGGUAAAGAAAUCAGAUAUCCAGAUGAUAUUUAUGACAGAACAUGGACAUCUUAUAAUUCAAUUGAUUGGGAAAAAAUCGACUCUUCACUCACCAUGGACCAAAGAGCACCUCCAUUCAACUUUUUAAUGGCACCACCCUCCACUGUCAUGAGAACAACAGCAAUUCCAGCAAAUGCCAGUGACAACAUGGAAUAUUCCUUCCUUCCCAAGUAUAAUGCCUCCACAUAUUAUGUGUACAUGUACUUUGCUGAAAUCCAGAAGAUCCAGGCAAAUCAAAUUAGAGAGUUCAACAUUUUUGUAAAUGGGGAGCUUUUAAAUAGUGAUCCAAUCAAUACUGUGUAUCUUCAAAACCUGUAUUAUUUAUCAGUUAUUAGUGAAACGAAGUUGGAACAUUGGUUUAAUAAGACUAGUAGAUCAACUCUUCCACCACUAUUUAAUGCCGUCGAGAUAUAUACGGCAAAGGACUUCUUACAAUCAGAAACAUAUCAAACCGAUGUUAAUGCUAUCCUAAAUGUGAAGUCAACUUAUGGGAUCAAGAGAAACUGGCAAGGAGAUCCUUGUACUCCAGUGUCUUACUUGUGGAAUGGUUUAAACUGCAGCUAUGUUGGUACGGAUUCACCAAGGAUCAUAUACUUGAACUUAACUUCCAGCGGUUUAAUUGGAACUAUAGCUUCUGGGAUAUCCAAUCUGAAGUCAAUAGAGAGUUCUUGAAUCUAUUAUGUACACGAAAAACAAAUAGCAAGCUAGUAAGUUGAUCACUAAAAUGAAGCAUACUCUUAAAGUUGAGUAAAAACAUUUUGUUCCAAUAUUAGGGAUUUGUCAGAUAACAAUUUGACUGGUGCAGUGCCAGAUUUCCUAUCUCAGCUGCGCUUCUUGAGAGUUCUAAACUUGGAAGGAAAUCAGCUAGCAGGAUCAAUUCCAGUACAACUCCUUGUGCGUUCAGAAAAUAGUAUGCUCGAAUCCAAUUUUGGUAGAAAUCCAAAUCUUUGCACCUCAGGUUCAUGCAACAAGAGGAACAGGAACAAG
Molecule: messenger RNA, 1833 nt
Organism: Medicago truncatula (barrel medic)
Lineage: Eukaryota; Viridiplantae; Streptophyta; Magnoliopsida; Fabales; Fabaceae
Product: putative leucine-rich repeat receptor-like protein kinase At2g19210
Exons: 7
Coding region: 202-1518 (438 amino acids)
Source: RefSeq, a predicted model, not a curated record